This is a messenger RNA of Stegastes partitus (bicolor damselfish), 848 nucleotides long. It is a transcript of the gene drc12, whose product is annotated as dynein regulatory complex subunit 12 homolog. Lineage: Eukaryota; Metazoa; Chordata; Actinopteri; Pomacentridae. The record is from RefSeq and is a predicted model, not a curated record. The transcript is spliced from 6 exons. The coding region runs from base 1 to 597 and encodes 198 amino acids.
AUGCCCCCAAAGAAAAAGACUAAAAAGAGCCCAAAGAAGAAAACUACAGAAAAAUGUGAAAAUGACUUGGAAGAAAAGUACAGGCGCAGUCUUCUGGAUAUAGCCAUUCUGCAGGAUCACAUUGCCUUACAGUGUGAGUCGGCAAGAAAGGUCCUGUCUGAUAGAAGCGACCUGAGGAGACGUGUGAGAGACAUGGAACAGAAGCUGCAGCACGAGAGACAAGACCACAGGGACGUCAGCUCCGAUUUCAGUCGCCAGUACAAAACCAUGCAGACGGAGCUGACCCACAAGGUGAAGAGGCUGGAGCAGGAGGCGAGCCGGCUGAAGGAACAACUUGUCUUGUGUCAGGAAGAACUGAGCAAAGAGAAAAGGCAGCGUGAGCAAGUGGAACAGGAGAAGGACGCCAUCAUUGGAGACCUCCAACGCAAACUGGACAGCCUGGAAACAGAUUAUGAGAAGAUCCUGAUUGAGACUCUAGACAGCCUGACAUCCCAGCUGUCUGUGGCACGGCAGGGAUGGGAGGACAAGAGCACAGCGCUUCAUCAAAAUUACAAGGAGCUACUCUCUGAAUUUGGCCUGAAUGCACUAGACAUUUGAAAAACAGUUUUUUUUUUCUUUCUCAGUGAGAUGCACUUGUUUAAAGUUGUUUUUACAACUUGGUUCUACUGUGUCAGACUGCUGCUUUGGGGUUUUGCCUCAACUGAAAAUGAACGCUGCAGCAGCAUCGAUUUGCAGCUCACAGUUUAUUAUGCCUAACACAUGGACGGAUGGUGUUAUCAUAUAUUUUACCAUCAGGGAACAAAAUCAGCGUCGUUAUCAAUGCAUAUAUAUUCAGUAGCUUCCCAUGU